Messenger RNA from Priapulus caudatus, 1007 nucleotides. RefSeq names its product protein LZIC-like. Bases 52 to 618 code for a protein of 188 amino acids. Gene Ontology annotation, molecular function: beta-catenin binding. The record is from RefSeq and is a predicted model, not a curated record. The transcript has 6 exons. Lineage: Eukaryota; Metazoa; Priapulida; Priapulimorpha; Priapulimorphida; Priapulidae.
UGGCGGUAAACAAACACUAGGCUGAUUUUCCACUUGCAAACUACGAGUAUCAUGGCGUCGCGAGGCAAGAGCGAAACGGAGAAGCUCAAACACAAUCUGGAGGAGCAGUUGGAUCGGUUAAUGGCCCAACUACAAGACUUGGAAGAGUGCAAGGAAGAUCUCGAUGCCGAGGAGUACGAGGAAACGAAGACGGACACCGUAGAGCAGCUGAAGGAGUUCCGGGAGUCACUGCAGAAGAUGGCGUCGGGAAACAUGACCCUCGUCGACGACAUCAACGCUAUGCAGCUGGCUAUUCAAGCGGCAAUAUCGAGCGCAUUCAAAACACCAGAGGUUAUUCGGAUGUUUGCGAAGAAGCAGCCGGGGCAAUUGCGAGAAAGGUUGGCUCAGCUGGACCGUGACGCUAAGAUCGGGCGACUGUCGGCGGACGACCACUCCCAGCAGAAGCUCGAGAUACUCGCGGCGUUGAAGAAGCUGGGAGAGACUCUGCGAGCGGACGAGGAGAGCUACCUGCAGGUGAACGCUGACGCGGCGCUGAAGGCGUUCGAGCAGGUGUCGGGAUGCGUAGGUGAAGGUGUCUUACAGAUGGCAGGAUCACAGGUGCAACAGGCCAGUCGAUAAUUGCAUACCAAGAUUUACUUUAUUAAUUAUUAGGCUUUUUAAGAUUAAACUUUCUACAUUAGUAACUAAUUCACUAGUCUUCGCUAGAUGUAUAAUAUAUUGGAAUAGCUGUGGUAUUAUGGAUGUGAACUGAGUGUGUGAAGAAUUGUUCUGCCUCUGGCGUGUUAAUAUAUUUUGUAUUUUUUAAAAUAAAUGUGAAUUUCGUUUGUUUGAAAAAUGGUUACAUAGUAAAUGCUUUGGGGAUUAAAUGCAUUAAGCAUGAUUGAAAUGCAUUGAGGUCUAUGAAGGUGUGUUACUUUGAUUUACCACUAUUGAAUGGUCACGAAUUUCUUUUGUACAUGGUUGUAGAAUUACAGCAUUAAAAUGUAAAUAAAUAAAGCAGGAGAAUA